Molecule: messenger RNA, 3283 nt
Organism: Seriola dumerili (greater amberjack)
Lineage: Eukaryota; Metazoa; Chordata; Actinopteri; Carangiformes; Carangidae
Gene: polk
Product: DNA polymerase kappa
Exons: 14
Coding region: 117-2771 (884 amino acids)
Biological process (GO): error-prone translesion synthesis
Cellular component (GO): nucleus
Molecular function (GO): damaged DNA binding; DNA-directed DNA polymerase activity
Source: RefSeq, a predicted model, not a curated record
UACUACGAUAUCUUAUAGCUUUAUCGGCUAACUUUUGAAAGCUGAGAUCGUUAAAAAUUGGACCAUACUGCCUUAAAACAAACGGCUGUUUUCCCAUCAAGGGUCUUUUCUUCAGGAUGGAAAAUGGAAUUGCAUCCACUAAAGGAGAGGGCUUCCUCUCCAGAAUGGCACUUAAUGACAACAAGGCCGGUAUGGAGGGUCUUGACAGGGACAAGAUUAACAAGAUCAUCAUGGAGUCAUCGAAGGGAUCAAGGUUUUACGAGAAUGAGCUGAAGAGAGAGCAGCAGGUGAACCAGCGCAUUGAGAAAAUGAUGCUACAAAAGGCACAGAUCACAGAGCAGCAGUUAAAGAAAGCACAAGCUCAGGUGGAGAAGGUCGCCUCAGCGCUGGAGAGGAGUCGUGAUCUAAGCCGUGUGAUUGUGCAUGUGGACAUGGAUGCUUUCUACGCUGCUGUGGAGAUGAGAGACUGUCCUGAGCUGAAGGACAAGCCCAUGGCUGUAGGAUCCAUGAGCAUGCUGUCAACAUCUAACUACCAUGCCAGGAAGUACGGGGUCCGAGCCGCCAUGCCUGGGUUCAUUGCAAAGAAACUCUGCCCCAACUUAGUCAUCGUUCCAACUAACUUUGAUAAAUACAGAGCUGUGAGUGAUGAGAUCCGGGAAAUUUUUGCAGACUAUGACCCUCACUUCCAGCCAUUGAGCCUGGAUGAAGCCUAUCUGGAUUUUACAGACCACCUGGACUACAGGCAGAGCUGGCCGGAGUCCUCUCGUACACAUCACUUCCGCGCCAGCAGCACCGCUACAGGUGAAGAGCAGAGUGAACUUCCCCAGGAGGCACUGCCAGAGGUGAAAGACCUGUCUCCUGUCCUGUUUGAGGACAGCCCGAGCACCUCUCCCUGCUUGCUGGGCUCUGGUGGUGGUGGUGGUGCAUUCGAGGUGUUUGGGACGUCUGUGGAGGAGGCUGUGAGAGAGAUGCGCUUCCGCAUUGAGCAGAAGACCAUGCUGACUGCCAGUGCAGGAAUUGCUCCAAACAUGAUGCUUGCCAAGGUGUGCAGUGACAAGAACAAGCCCAACGGCCAGUACAGACUCCCCUCCACCAGAGAGGCAGUCAUGGACUUCGUCCAUAAUCUUCCAGUUCGCAAAGUUUCUGGCAUUGGGAAAGUGAGUGAGAAGAUGCUCAAUGCUUUGGGAAUCAGUAGCUGUUCUCACCUUGGCCAGCAGAUGGCACUGCUGUCACUGUUGUUCUCAGAGACAGCCUGGCAUCAUUUCAUGGAGGUUUCCCUGGGUCUGAGCUCCACAUAUAUACCGAGGCAUGAGGACAGAAAAAGCAUGAGCACGGAAAGGACAUUUAAAGAACUGAGCAAAGCUGAGGAACAGUUUUCUUUAUGCAGGGAGCUCUGUGAAGAUUUAGCAGAAGACAUGAAGAAAGAAGAUCUGAAGGGUAAAACCGUAACACUGAAGCUUAAGAACGUGAACUUUGAGGUGAAAACCAGGGCGCUGACGCUGCUGUGUGCUGUUGCUACAGUGGAUGAGAUCUUUGCUGUUGCUAAGGACCUACUGAAAACGGAAAUAGAAAAUGAAAGCCCCCAGCCACUCAGACUGAGGCUCAUGGGUGUUCGGAUUUCUGCUUUUGUCAGUUCGGAUGAUAAAAAGCCCCUGCAGAGGAGCAUCAUUGGCUUUCUUCAGCCAGGAAAGACAGACUCCAGUGGCUCUAUCCAAGGAAUGCACCAAAACCCUGAGAAAGAGCGUCUCACCAAUCACUCCCUCCAAACCUGGGCCCUUACUUGUCCUCCCCCAGUCCAGAAGUGCCAGAAACAAGAGGAAGUUCCCUGGCGGAGCAAGCAGAAGGGGUUAGAGGGAGGUCAGACUGGUGAGGAACCCCAACAGUCUUUCUUCCAAAGGGCCCAUGCCAAAAGAUUGCAACUCCAGGCAGCGAGGUCAAGCACACAAGAGGAAGGACACGGGGAGAAUGUUUCUGUCAUUAAUUCCAUAGAUUCUGAUGCUCAAAAGGGUGUAGAGUCAUCAUCAAAAGCGCACAAGAGUACAGCCUCAGAUCUCCCAGAAAACGACUUUGUUGAGGCCCAGGCAUCCACAUCAGGCUGUGGUGGCACAGCGUCAGAGAGCCUCACCUGUCCCGUGUGUUUCAAGCAGGUGGAGACGACUGAUUUGAAUGUCUUCAACAGACAUAUAGACCAGUGUCUCAGCGAAUCUUCACGAAAACCAAAUCGAAGCACAGAUUCGGACUCAGAGUCAGAUUUGGACUUAGACAUUGUUCGUAACGGUUGUAAGGUGCUGGAAGAAUGGAGGGAGGAGUGUGAGGUUAAUGAGGAGAAGAACAGUGAAGAGUUGGAGUCGAACAGAGUCGAUCCUCAGUGGCAACACGGCUUGAAAAACGAUCCCACUCAAACGGUUUUGUUGAUCAAUGGUGACAAGGAAACCGUGACCUCGCAACAGCCUCAGUCAUGUAAUGAUAAAGGCCCUGUCUUCAUCUGCCCAGUGUGUCAGCUGACCCAGGACACUGAUGACCUCACUGUCUUCAACCACCACGUUGACCUCUGCCUGAACCAGGAGGUCCUACAUGAGCUGGGGGGACAGACAUCAUCUCGCAUAAAUACACCUCCAGUUACAAAUAGCAAGGCCAUAGAUAGAGGCCAUCUGCUGCCAAAGCAAACAAGUAAAGGCAAAAGCAAAAGAAAGGACCCGCCUUCCUCUCCUCCUUCGAAGAGAGCUAAAGGCUUCGGUCCUCACAACACUAUUGACAGGUUCUUCAGGUGACGGUCAUGCACACAUCCUCAUCUGGAGGAUCUUGGAAAGCGUUCUACAGAAAAUGAAAUCCAGCUGUCCCCCGUCUCACUGAGCAGGUUUCGGUCAUGCUGUGGACUCUCCAUAAACUCAAACUGUCUUCACAAUCGUCGCAUUCAAAGCCAUAUUCAAUUUUUCUCCUCAAUAAGCUGUAGUUGUAAUUAAGCUGCUGAUAUAAGAAAGUAAUAAUUUGCACUAAUUACUGCAGUGCAGUGCAAUUACUGUGUGUAUGUGUUUUCAAUAUGCCAUGCACAAAAUGACAAAGAUGACGAACACAAAUUUUUUGUUUUAAGUCUGACAGAUUAAUAGACCUUGUUGUCUGUCAAUGCCAGUUUCAUGUAAAUUUUUUGUUUCUCACUGAAGAUAAGCCUAAGGUUUUUAUUAUAAUGUAUGAUAAAUGGAACAUUAGGAUAUUUAUUAAAAUCUAGCUUCCAGUGUUAUUUAUAAUUUAUCUUCUAAGUUAUUUUAUUCAGACAUUUCCUGUA